Seriola dumerili (greater amberjack) is the source of this 1193-nucleotide messenger RNA. It is a transcript of the gene ngfra, whose product is annotated as tumor necrosis factor receptor superfamily member 16-like. Gene Ontology annotation, cellular component: cell surface; plasma membrane. The coding region runs from base 1 to 1104 and encodes 367 amino acids. Gene Ontology annotation, biological process: Rho protein signal transduction. Gene Ontology annotation, molecular function: coreceptor activity; nerve growth factor binding; death receptor activity. Lineage: Eukaryota; Metazoa; Chordata; Actinopteri; Carangiformes; Carangidae. The transcript is spliced from 6 exons. The record is from RefSeq and is a predicted model, not a curated record.
AUGACUACUACCUUAUCGCUGGUGAUUUUGUGCGCCUUGGUGGCGUUAGUGUUGGCGUCUAAGACGGAGCGGGCGGUGCUGCUGACCUGUGACUCCGGCCAGUACACCAACGGUGGAGAAUGCUGCUUGGAGUGUCCACCUGGAGAGGGAGUGGUGAAGAAAUGUGGUGCUACUCAGACCGUCUGCGCCCAGUGUCUGGACAGUGAGACCUUCUCAGAGAACUACAGUCACACAGAGCAGUGCAGGCCAUGCACACAAUGUACCGGGCUGAUGCGGUUAGAGACGCCCUGCACAGACUCCAACGACGCCGUCUGCGUCUGCAACUACAACUUCUUCUUCGACACGAUAUCCGGCCGCUGCGAGCCCUGUACAGUGUGCCCUGUAGGACAGGGCGUGUUUGCUCACUGUGAACACAAUCAUGACACGGUGUGCGAGGAGUGCGUGGACGAUACCUUCUCUGACCGGGAAAGCUCCCUCGAACCCUGCCUGCCCUGCGCCAUCUGUGAUGACGAAACUGAGAUACAGCUGGCCUUGUGCUCGCCAACCCGUGACUCUAUCUGCCACAAUCCUAACCUACCUACAGAUAUAUCUCCCACCUCGGACAUGGCUUCAUCUCCACCCCCCUUCACCAAUUAUUUCCCCCCGGAUGGCUCCGACAGCCCUUUGCCAGGUGGAGAGACGACAACAUCGAGCGCUGGCUCUCCUCGCUUCCUUGGCCACGGCCUCAAUGAAAACCUCAUCCCUAUCUACUGCUCCAUCCUGGCUGCUGUGGUGGUGGGCCUCGUGGCUUAUAUUGUUUUUAAGAGGUGGAACAGCUGCAAGCAGAACAAGCAGGCAGCUAACAACCGCGCGGCUACAAACAACCAGAUGGUGACGCCGGAAGGAGAGAAGCUGCACAGCGACAGCGGCAUCUCGGUGGACAGUCAGAGUCUGCAGGAGCAGCAGCAGCAGCAGCAGCAGCAGCAGCAGCAGCAGCAGCAGCAGCAGCAGCAGCAAGCCCAUGCUGAAGUCCAGACUCAGCCCUCACACUCACACACACAGGAACAAAUAGUGGUGCGGGUGGAUGGUGACCCCCAGUCUGACUCACCUCCCCCUGAAGUCUGAGGAAGAAAAGGAGGAAGAAGAGGAGGCGUCAGAGCUGAAGACAGGGAGAGGAGAGCAGGGGACCCGAACCGUGGACCAAAAAGAAAGCA